GUAGGAAAAGGCUGAGUUGUAAGCCCAAGCUUUUUUAUCGCUUUAUCAGUGAAACCAAAGAAAAUGGAAUCAUAAUUAUCAAAAAAAUGGCUUCUUCUUGUUUGACCCUUUCAUCAUUGAAGGCCGUAUUAUCCUCAACCCCCCAAAAAGAAGAAGUUUCUCUUCAUUCUUUCAAGAAAAUUCAAUAAAGAAAUUUGGUACUAUCAGAUAGAUACAAUAGGUAGAGAUGAAAGUUGAUGAUGCUGCUGGAGUUGAAGCAGGAAAAGAAAUGGAUAAGGAUUCUGAAUCUAAUAAACCUUCUUCUGCUCAGAAUAACCCUGAUGCUCGCUCUGUUCAAAGAACCAAAAGCUUCGCUUUUCGAGCUCCGCAAGAACAAUUUACUAUUCAAGACUUCCAGUUGGGGAAAAUCUAUGGUGUUGGUUCUUAUUCAAAGGUUGUGAGGGCAAGGAAGAAAGAUACUGGAAUUGUAUACGCAUUGAAGAUAAUGGAUAAAAAAUUUAUCACCAAAGAAAAUAAAACAUCGUUAGUGAAGUUAGAACGCGUUGUUCUUGAUCAGUUGGAUCAUCCUGGGAUCGUCCGGCUGUUCUUCACGUUUCAGGAUUCCCAAUCUUUGUAUAUGGCACUUGAAUCUUGUGAAGGUGGAGAGCUUUUCGAUCAAAUUACUAGGAAAGGUCGUCUGACAGAAGAUGAAGCUCGUUUCUAUGCGGCGGAAGUUGUUAAUGCUCUUGAAUACAUUCAUAACAUUGGAUUGAUUCAUCGGGAUAUUAAGCCAGAGAACUUGCUACUUACCGCGGAAGGACAUAUUAAAGUCGCUGAUUUUGGUAGUGUAAAACCUACAAAAGAUAGCCAAGUUUCUUUUUUACCUACUUUACCAUCAGACGACAAAGCUUGUACAUUUGUGGGAACUGCUGCAUAUGUUCCUCCAGAAGUGCUUAAUUCUUCUCCUGCAACAUUUGGAAACGAUAUAUGGGCAUUGGGUUGCACCUUAUAUCAGAUGCUUUCCGGAUCUUCUCCAUUCAAAGACGCAAGCGAAUGGUUAAUAUUUCAAAAAAUUAUAGCCAGGGAUCUCAUAUUUCCUGAUUAUUUUUCAGAAGAAGCGAAAGACCUUAUCGAUAAGUUACUGCAUACAGAUCCGGCUCAGAGACUAGGCGCUGGACCUCAAGGUUAUGUCGCACUCAAGAUACAUCCGUUCUUUAGUGGAGUUGACUGGGAUAACAUAAGAUCUCAAACCCCUCCUAAACUUGCUUUAGAGACAGGUGCAACUGAGGGACAUGAGCUUUACCAUGCACAUGACGGGAAUGGUAGCACCAGAUCUUCUGAAGCAUCUGGUCCUGUACCUAGGCUUGCUUCUAUUGAUUCCUUUGACUCAAGAUGGCAACAAUUCCUGGAUCCUGGGGAGUGUGUUGUGAUGAUCUCAACAUUAAAAAAACUACAGAAAUUGACCAGUAGGAAAGUGCAGCUAAUUCUAACGGAUAAACCAAAGUUGGUCUGCGUGGACCCUGCAAAGACGCAGAAGGUGAAUACAUAUGGGAUGGACAACCAAAAUGACCUCAGUAUAGUAGUUACAAGUCCUACAAAUUUCAAGAUUACCACGUUCAGCCAAAAAAGGUAAUGUGCUUUGAGGAUGCAAAGCAAAGAGCAUGGCAGUGGAAGGAAGCUAUCGAGGGCCUUCAAAAACGAUGAGUGUCUACUCAUAGUUUCAAAUUAAACACAUUUAGUUAUCGUAUAUCGUAUAUAAAAGCAUGUAGAGUCGAAGUUUAUCCAAAAAGAACCGUAUUAUCGGAAAAAAGAAGUUGUAAUAUGAAGAAGAGACUAAAGAGGAAGAGCAGCUUCAACGAAAUUCCCACCACACUUUUAGAUCAUUAUAAGUUCUAUGUUGAAAGCUUUCUUCGUGAAAUUUUUAUCACAACAAGAAGCCCCUGUCAUAUCGUUUUUCCAGAGACUUGUUCUAUAUAGAGAUGGUUUCGCUCAUUUUCGUGUUGUAAAAUAAAUUCAAUAGCCAGUAUAUGAAAAUUUCAUACUAAAAAAAACUCUCAAGUUCGUAUUGUUUGACUUUAAUUGUAUUUGUAUACCA
Papaver somniferum (opium poppy) is the source of this 2074-nucleotide messenger RNA. Its product is annotated as 3-phosphoinositide-dependent protein kinase 2-like. The record is from RefSeq and is a predicted model, not a curated record. Gene Ontology annotation, biological process: intracellular signal transduction; peptidyl-serine phosphorylation. NCBI's taxonomy places the organism in Eukaryota, Viridiplantae, Streptophyta, Magnoliopsida, Ranunculales, Papaveraceae. The transcript is spliced from 11 exons. Bases 227 to 1612 code for a protein of 461 amino acids. Gene Ontology annotation, molecular function: protein serine/threonine kinase activity; ATP binding.